UUUUGAUUAAAAAAAAUAAAAAAUUGCCCUUCUUGUAGUUUUUUACAUUUUUUUAAAUUAAAAUUUCAAUACAAACUUUCGCUUUGUGUUCAUUAUUUAACGUAAAUGUGUAUUUUCGUUUAUUUAAACCAUUAAUCGUAACAAUGAAGUCAUUUUUGAUGAAAAAUGGAGUAAUUUCAGCUGUAGGAAUCACUGCGUAUUUAGCCGGAAGAUUCUCCGAGAGAUGGAAAAACUCCGACGAAAGCUUAUCGCUUUUUGAAAACUUACCUGCUUUUCCUCUCGUAGGAACAGUAUCCGCUGCUGUUCCUAUACCAGAAGAGAAAAGUAUCGAACCUUAUGCAAAAAGUGGAGAUAAUGUGGCUGUGAGAUCCGCUCAAAUUAUGAAAUACGGAUUUCCAGGCUUGGAUAAUGUGAGAUCGUUUCACGAUUUUGUUCUAUCUUACGAUCAACGUACUCGUGUUGCUCAUUGGGUGUUUGAGCAUCUGACAAAAGACACCAUUAAAAAAAAUAAAGAUAUUACUAGAACUAAUUGUAAAUUUACUGAAGAUAGAUCAGUUCAUGAAUUUUUUAGAUCGACGAAUCAAGACUACAAAGGCAGCGGUUUCGAUCGAGGCCACCUUGCUGCCGCCGGAAAUCAUCGAAUUAGUCAACAACACGUCGACGAAACGUUUUUCUUGACAAAUAUAGCUCCUCAAGUUGGUCCAGGAUUCAAUCGAGAUACGUGGAAUGAUUUAGAAAAAUAUGUGAGAAAAUUAGCGCGAAUACACAAAAACGUGUUUGUCUGCACCGGGCCUCUUUUUCUUCCCAAAAAAGAAAACGAUGGAAAGGUUUACGUGAAGUAUCAAGUCCUCGGUCAAAAUCAUGUCGCUGUUCCUACACAUUUCUUCAAAAUCGUAGUCAUGGAAAACGAUAAUAACGAAUUGGAAAUGGAAUCGUACGUUUUACCCAACAAGGAGAUCGAGAAUGGCACUCCGCUUCAUGUAUUUCAAGUUCCCCCAGAGACCAUAGAGAGAGCAUCGGGAUUAUUAUUUUUCAAUCGUAUAUCCAGGAAUAAAUUGAAACGAAUUAAUAAUAAAAAAGUUUGAUUCGAAUUCAGAUUUGUGGUUCGUUCAUUCGACUUCGAGCACUUUCAAAGGUUGGGAAAAAUUUGAAAAGUUUGAAAAUGCAUGAAUGGACCUUUUGUUUGAAUUUUAAUUCGAGUCGAGCAGUCAUUAUAGUUUAAAAAAUGUGCAAUUAUAAUACGUUUUAUCAAGGUUUUAGCAAUACUUAAUAAGUUAUAACUUAAUAAGCCCUUGUAUGUGUGUUCGAUAUUUCAUUGAAAUGAAAUUGUGUAUCUUGUUUUA
This is a messenger RNA of Planococcus citri (citrus mealybug), 1343 nucleotides long. RefSeq names its product endonuclease G, mitochondrial-like. The transcript has 5 exons. The record is from RefSeq and is a predicted model, not a curated record. Gene Ontology annotation, molecular function: metal ion binding; nucleic acid binding; single-stranded DNA endonuclease activity. The coding region runs from base 144 to 1085 and encodes 313 amino acids. Gene Ontology annotation, biological process: apoptotic DNA fragmentation. Gene Ontology annotation, cellular component: nucleus; mitochondrial inner membrane. NCBI's taxonomy places the organism in Eukaryota, Metazoa, Arthropoda, Insecta, Hemiptera, Pseudococcidae.